UCGACUUUGGGGAGUUGAUUAACCAAGUCUUUGUCUUCCUUACCCACCACCCUCGAAAUGUUUCAACUCUUUUCAUCAUCAGUCUCCUCCGUCUCUCCUUCACUAAUGUUCAUUCCCAAACUCUCUCAAUAGUUCCAAUUCACAUAAAAAAACACACCAACAAAUGUUCCCUUAUCUACUCUCAAUUGCAGUCCCUCUCUACUUCUUCCUCCAUCUGAGUACUUUUUCACUGGCCAUCAACUCCCCUGGUCUUCAUUCCCAACAGCUUGAUCACGUUGCCGUUAACUGUGGCUCCUCCCGCAACUCAACUGCAGAAGAUGCCCGGCAAUGGGUCGGAGAUACCGGUUCCAAUUACAUCACUACAUCACAUGGUUCAAAGAGCAAAUUGAUCAGCUCAAAAGACGCUCUCCAACGCCUCCCCUCUAAUCCAGUCCCUUACAUGACGGCCCGGCUCUCCCGUUGGCCAUUCACCUACACAUUCCGAGUCAAUCCAGGUCAGAAACUUAUACGUCUCCAUUUCUAUCCAGCUUCGUACCGGGGUGGUUUCAUAAGGUCUAAGGCCUUGUUUAGAGUGAAAGCUGGUCCGUAUACCCUUCUUAGCAACUUUAGUGCUUCCCUUACUGUUGAUGCUUUUGGCUUCCAAUAUCUGGUUAAAGAGUAUUGUGUGAACGUGGAAGAAGAUCGACCGUUAAUCAUAACGUUCUCCCCGUCACGACUUGGGAAUUCAGAUGAGGUAUAUGCUUUUGUCAAUGGGAUUGAAAUCAUCUCAAUGCCAGCUGCACUUUAUCAUACUCGUGAGGGUAAUCCACCUGCACAGAUUAUUGGGAAGAGUUACCUGUUUACCAUAGAUAACGACAUUGCUCUGGAGAAGGUACACCCAUUAAAUGUUGGCAGAAGCUCCAUUUCCUCCAUAGAAGAUAUGGACUCGAAUUAUCUGCUAGAAAAAUCAAGUGUAAGGCCAGUUACUACCACGACUAUACCACCAUACACUGCUCCUCGGAAAGUUUAUCAAAAAUCUUGGUCAAUGGUUCCGGACAAGCUACCAAACAAGACCGAAUUCAAUUUUACAUGGAGAUUACCAGUGGAUUUGGGAUUUCGGUACUUGCUUAGGUUUUAUUUUUGUGAACUUGAAUACGAGAUAAAAGAGAGUGGCAGCAUGAAGUUUAGUAUCUUUUUUAAUGAACAAGUUGUUGAGGCUAAAGGUGACCUUAUCAAGUGGAGCGACGAAAAUGGGGUCGUUGUGUACAAGGACUAUGUGGUGAUGAUGGAAGGAGAUAGGAUCGAGGGCAAGCGUGAUUUGCUCAUAGCGUUGCACCCACACAGUAAUGAAUGGACGGAACCAAUUGAUGAAACUCUAAAAGGGUUAGGGGUAUUCAAGUUGAGCAACCCCGACAAAAAUCUUGCUGGGGUGAACCCGAUGCCGCCAGCACGUGCUUUGACAUCUCGAAAGCCCAAGAGGUUAGUGUUUGCUUCUGGAGGAAAUGCCAUUGCAACUGGUGUAGUAAUUUUACUCACUGUGUUGAAUAUCAUGGUUUACCAAUUGCGUAGCUUAGGUGAAAAUAGUAUGGGAAGAAAUCUCUCUUGGUCAACAUCGGAGGGGUUGUGUCGUCGUUUUUCACUUGUUGAGCUCAUAUCAGUGACUAAUAACUUUGAUGAUGAAUUGGUGAUUGGAAGUGGUGGAUUCGGUAAGGUCUACAAAGCACUAAUUGAUGAUGGAGCAACAACGGUUGCCUUAAAGCGGUUGAAUUUGAAGUCUAAGCAAGGGGCAAACGAGUUUUGGACAGAAAUCGAAAUGCUUUCCAAGCUUCGGCACACACAUCUGGUUAGUCUUUUAGGCUAUUGCGAUGAAUGCAAUGAGAUGAUCCUUGUCUAUGAGUUUAUGGAGCAUGGUACACUUGCCGAUCAUCUCUACAAAUUUAAAACCAAUGAUAAUGGUAUCAUAGGCCAUAUGCCAUGGGAGCAAAGGCUCAACAUUUGUAUAGGAGCUGCUCGUGGAUUGGAUUACCUCCAUACAGGUAUUCCGCAUGGUAUAAUACACCGAGAUGUGAAGACCACAAACAUUUUAUUGGACAAGAACUGGGUAGCCAAGAUUUCAGAUUUUGGGUUGUGUAAAGUGGGCUCCACAAGCCAUUCCCACACGCACGUUAGCACAGAUGUUAAAGGCACAUUUGGGUAUUUGGAUCCAGAGUAUUUCUUGACCCGGAGGCUAAGCAAGAAAUCAGAUGUGUAUGCCUUUGGUGUCAUGAUGUUGGAAAUGCUUUGUGGGAGGCCAGCAGUUGAUACAAAGGUCGAGGAGGAGGAGCGUAGUCUAGUCCUCUGGGCGCAACAAGGCAUCAAAGGGAAAAAACUUGAUCAACUCAUUGACCCCAAGUUGAAGGACCAAAUCUCGCCACAUUGUCUAAAGGUGUUUGUGGAAGUUGCUAAUAAUUGCUUGGAUACUCGUCCAAAGGAACGGCCUACAAUGGCUGAUGUGGUGGUGAGACUCGAGUACACUUUGGCUUUGGAGAAUCAAUGCAUGGGCCCUUCCACUUCGGCACUAUAUAGUGCGACCACCCGAGGCCAGAAUAGGUCAAAGGGAAAGGUAAGCAAGGUGUUUCAGAGGAGUAUUGAAUUUCUAGCUAAAGGUGUUGAUAUCAAGAGGAAAAAAAGAAACGUCUAUGAAUCCAAUGGUGAACAAUCACUUUCGGCCCAUAGUUCGACACGUCUAAGAUUGCAAUGGAAAAAUGUCACUCUUCCAUUCCGUCGCUUCCCAGUAGGAAGCAACAUCCCUAGGAACUUCUCGUCCUUGGCUGCAAAGGGCGGCCAUGAGGCAUAUCUAAAAGGACAGAUUUUACCCACCCCCAAUUUAAGGAUCUUCAGCUUCUUAGAAUUGAAGACUGCUACUAAAAAUUUCAGAAAGGAUAGACUGUUGGGAGAAGGAGGCUUUGGGAAAGUUUACAAGGGUUUGCUUGAGGAGAACGGUAGUAGAUUGGUCUUCGCCGUCAAGAAGUUGAACCGAAAGAGCAUGCAAGGAUUUAAGGAAUGUCAGUCGGAGCUUAACUUCUUAGGAAGUUUUUCUCAUCCUAACCUUGUUAAGCUAUUAGGAUACUGUUGGGUAGAGAAUGAGCUACUCCUUGCCUAUGAAUUCAUGCCAAAGGGCAGCUUGGAGAACCACCUUUUUGGAAGGGACUCUGAUGUUCAGCCACUUCCAUGGGACAUUCGGCUUAAUUUACUAAUAGGAGCAGCUCGAGGGCUGGAUUUUUUGCACUCAUCGGAAAAACAAGUAAUUUACAAAGAUUUCAAGAUGUCAAACAUAUUGCUAGAUGAGUCCUACAAUGCCAAGAUGUCAGACUUCGGUUUGGACAAAUUGGGUUCCUCAGGUAGUGAAACACAUGUGUCAACGAAGGUUAUAGAAACGUAUGGCUACACUGCUCCGGAGUAUAUUGCCACAGGGCACUUGACCAUGAAGAGCGAUGUGUAUGGUUUUGGUGUUGUAUUGGUUGAGAUGCUUACAGGCUUAUGUGUCCUUGAUACAAACCUUUCAAGUGCAAAACAUAAUCUGGUUGACUGGGUCAAACCAUAUUUGCCCCAAAAAAGAAAGUUGAUAAACAUAAUGGACUCCAGAUUGGAAGGGAAGUAUCCUUCAAAAGCUGCUUUCCAAAUAGCUCAGGUUGCUCUAAAAUGUCUUGGACGCGAACCAAAAACUAGGCCAUCAAUGACAGCAAUUGUGGAGAUGCUGGAACGUAUAGCUGCAAGCAACGAAAAACCCAUGGAUCCUGUGCGUCAUUGACGUCCACUUCCCCCCAGGGAAGACGCAAUUCAUUCCUAUCAACUAGCGCAAAGAGCAUGGUAACUUCAAUAUGCUGCUUCCCCUGAAGAGCGAUGUUUCCAUAUGAAGCUGGUUGUUUCUAAUUAUAUUAAACUCUCUUUUUUUUUCUUCUACCUUGUCACCUCCUGAAAAUUGUAAUUGGUUUGGUCGUUCUAGUGGUGAUUUGUAUGUUUGCAAUCAAAAUGCAACUAUUGAUGCUA
This is a messenger RNA of Rhododendron vialii, 4008 nucleotides long. RefSeq names its product receptor-like protein kinase FERONIA. Gene Ontology annotation, molecular function: protein kinase activity; ATP binding. NCBI's taxonomy places the organism in Eukaryota, Viridiplantae, Streptophyta, Magnoliopsida, Ericales, Ericaceae. The record is from RefSeq and is a predicted model, not a curated record. Gene Ontology annotation, biological process: protein phosphorylation. The coding region runs from base 164 to 3769 and encodes 1201 amino acids. The transcript is spliced from 5 exons.